Molecule: messenger RNA, 474 nt
Organism: Saprolegnia parasitica CBS 223.65
Lineage: Eukaryota; Oomycota; Saprolegniomycetes; Saprolegniales; Saprolegniaceae
Exons: 3
Coding region: 1-474 (157 amino acids)
Source: RefSeq, a predicted model, not a curated record
AUGGGCCUCGUCGUCGCGCGCUACUCGCACUGCAUGCACGAGACGUGCGCGAGCACGGGCGCCGUCCACGUCAUCUGCCUCUGCCUCGAGGCCGUCCUUUUCGGCCUCUUCACCAUGUGCAUGAUGUGCGACCAGUACAGCGUCAUUACGACCGGCACGACGCAGAUCGACCGGCUUAAAGGCGAGACGAGCGAGAACCUCGGGAUCCGCGAGGUCUUUGGCGGCGUCAACAACAAGAUGGCGCUGCACUGGUUCCUCCCAGUCAACGUUUGGUUCCCCGAGUCGAUCAAGGAGCAGCUGCUCGGGUAUGCGCUUGAGUCGGCGCGGGUGCAGGACGAGGCCGACGAGGCGGCUGCAUUUCUCGACCCGUCCGUGCCCGACGGCGCCGAGACGACAACUGAAAAAGUCAUCCUCGAAGGCGGCUGGUCGGUUGAGAAGCACGUGCCCAAGCAAGAAGACAUCCACGUCGUAUAA